This is a messenger RNA of Penicillium atrosanguineum, 3654 nucleotides long. RefSeq names its product putative SNF2 family helicase. The transcript is spliced from 11 exons. Gene Ontology annotation, molecular function: ATP binding; ATP-dependent chromatin remodeler activity. Lineage: Eukaryota; Fungi; Ascomycota; Eurotiomycetes; Eurotiales; Aspergillaceae. The coding region runs from base 1 to 3654 and encodes 1217 amino acids. The record is from RefSeq and is a predicted model, not a curated record.
AUGGACAACGAGAUCAUCGACACUGCAGUCCCUGAAGCUCCAGAGGGUCAUCAGUUGCUACCAGCCACUACGAUGGAGAACGAGACCAUCGCCGAGGUCCACGAUGCCCCAGGGCAUGGAAUCUCCAAUAAAGCUUUUGAGACCCCUGCCAACAGGGACUCUGUCGGGCUCUCUGAGACCAAUGAUAACAUCACUGCUGACCUCGAAGUACAAAAGGACGAGGACUCUACCCAUGCUCUCGAAGCGACCAAAUGCCACCUCUCGGCUAUUCCAGACUUUGGGACUGAAAACCAAAGUUUCCUUGAGGAAAAACCGUCCAGUUUGGAUGGGAUUAAAGCCUCGCAGGUCUACCCUCACAAUGAAGGGCCAAACUUUGGGAAUGGAAGACAAACAAUUCCUGAUGAAUUCGAAGCCUUGGCGAACUGGACCUACAAUAGUCAGCUCGGUUCGGAUUUAUUCGUACGUCGGAAUAACUUGUCUGGAGAUAACCCAGACGACGAGAACGUGAAUGGCGACAUCAAUGUCGGUCUCCACGGCGCCAAAUUGGAUACUGAAAAAUCGGAUACGUCUAUGUCCGCAGCUCUCAGUGACGAGGAUCUCUAUCAUUCUUCCAGUGAUGAACCUCUUGAAAGCGAUGAUGAAAAGGAAGACAGGGAUCUCCAAGCUCCUCUCUGUUGCUCAACUGUUUCCGCUGAAAUCCCUCAACAGGAUAACGAUUCUAAGCAGGAUACAUCAAAGACUCGACCGCCUGUCAAGAAGGCAGCAGUGAGUGGCCAACGAGCAACUCGGAAACGAUCUAGCCGUCAAGCUCGGCACAACAUUCUAGAAAAGGAUAUCAAUAUUUCCGAGCGAGAGAUGACCCGAUCUAAGGAGCUGGGAUUGCGCAAAUUGAGCGGGCACAACGAGCUCACAGCUUUGUUUUACCAGCUAAUCGAAAAUGACAAAGUCGUCGGCUCUGUUUCAGCCGCCGGGAAAAAGCCUCGCAGUGCAAUCAAGGAGGCACCGCUGCAGAGAUUAGAACAUUUGCUUUCAAUUGGAUCAGCUAUCCAAGCUGUCCAGAAGAAUGCACAUCAACCUGGAAUCCCCACCUCUGAGAGUUUGAACAAGGAGACAGCCCUCAAAGAAAUCACCACUAGGGUCAUUGAAGAGAACCCCAAUUUUGACCCCCGGGACGUCAGAAAAGACGCGAGAAAUCUGAUUACGGCUUCGAGAAUGUUUAAACAUCCUCCAAAGAUGGACGGUGUGAGCGGAUGGAUAAUGCACGGGAUGAAGAGGAACCUUUUUAACCAUCAGCUUGAUGGAGCCGGGUGGAUGUGCAAUCGAGAAAAGGAAGACACCAUCCCACGCGGAGGGAUGCUGUGCGACAUGAUGGGUCUCGGAAAGACGCACACCACGCUGUCUUGCAUUCUUGAUGAUAGUAUUGGUAAUCUACCCGGACAGAUGGCUCCUACUCUUGUCAUAAUCCCAGGUAACGCCCGCGGUCACUGGCAUCGCCAAAUUUCCCUAGGCUUCGAUACCGGUGCGCUUGGGUCCGUCUGGGACUGGAAUUUUCGCGUGGCGGGGAUUUAUAUGAACAACAUCAAUGGCUUUAAACAGCACGGCAUUGUACUUGCAACAUACGAUGACGUGCGGAGGUCGUAUCCAUUAUCUCGAGUGCCAAAGUCUCUGCUGGCUGAUGAAGAAAAAGCCGAAUGGUGGAGGAACAACUUUGAGAGCCAAUUGGGACUUAUGCAUAAAAUCAAUUGGCACCGCAUCGUUCUAGAUGAAGCGCAAGCUAUCAGAAAUAAGAGCGUGACUUCAGUAGCCGUUCGGGCCCUUACCGGAGAAAGGAAAUGGAUAUUAACGGGCACACCCUUGUAUAACAGCAAGGAAGACUUACAGCCAUAUUUCAGUUUUCUUGGGGUUCGGGACUGCGAGCUCCAGAAAAGCUUCCACGAUCAGUUCAGCAGGGGGUAUGAAGACAUAGUGAAUCUCCAGAGAGUUCUCGAGCCAUUCUACCGCCGGAGGACGUUUGAAAGCACAUGCUUCUGUCUUCCGAUUGUUCCUAUGCCUGGUGCUAAGGAAGAGCAGAUAAUGGUUGAGUUCUCUAAUGUUGAGAAGGUCAUUUACGAUGAAAUACUUAACAAGCAAAUUGAAAAGCUAAAUGGCAAGUCAAAGAUCUAUGUUGACGAGUGCUGGCUCCAUACUGAUAUUUCAUGCACAGCGCUCCCCGGUGGCAGUUCAUCAAAAUCAAUGCUGUCCCCAGAGCAAAACACAUGCAUUCUUGAAACUAUGAUUCGACUGCGCCAAUUCUCAAGUCAUUUUCUUACUGCUUUCAAGGCGGUAAAGCCCCUAAUAGGCGCUAUCGAGUCAGCCUUGGAAGAUGAGACAGAGGAGACAGAUGACUUCUUGGACCGUGAUUCGAAAGAGCUCUGGGGCUUUAUUGAGCUUCUGAAAAGUGGAUCAUUUCCCGCAACGGCUUCUCUGGAAACUCUGCCUUGCACAAAAGUCGAACGCAAGAUCUUCGAAAAUCGCAUCGCUCUGAAGCGUGCUAGCAGGGAGCAAGCACGUCGCUUGGCUGCCGCAGAGAGCUGGGAUGAGUAUGACUCGAUUGUUGCUAAGGAGUGCGUUGAGUGCCUGAAAAAGCUCACACUUGACCGGCCCUUCCUCGUGACUUCAUGCCAUCUUUACUGCAAGGAAUGCUAUGAAGGUCUUCGCAGCCAGAAUGGCGUCGCCGAAUUGCAGAAAAUAGUCUGCUUGAAGUGCAGGGCAGAAAUUCCCAAUGCCGUUGACUUCCACCCUUUUGGGUCACUGCUUGCAGCUACAGGGCCCCGGGCGUCAGGCCUGUGCCCCGGAAAGAAGCGAAAACGGGGUAACGCAGGCAGAAACUCCAGGAACAAGAGCCAAAGAGCUAAUCGUAAUUCCAACCGGGAUGAGGAAAGGGAUGAGUCCUCUGAUUCUGAAGAUUCGUCUACCGACGACUGGAUUCCACUCAUCGAAGAGUACCACCUCGGCGCUACCUGGCUAGGUUCAAAGAUGACCAAGGUCAGGGAUAUCAUUCGUAAGUGGCUUCUAGAUGACAAAGACACCAAGAUCGUUAUAUUCACCCACUUUCGGGCCUCUUUGCGCAUUCUCGAAAUGAUCUGUAAGGAGGAGAAGUGGCUUUACCAAAAAAUUUCAGGCGAGGUAGAUGCCAUUGAAAGAGACAACCGGAUUCAAGUUUUUCAGAAUGUCUCCGCAUACAAGAUCCUGCUCUCAACUUCCAGCACUGGAGGAGCUUCCAUUGAUCUCACGGCUGCAAACAAAUGCAUUGUGUUAGACGGAUGGUGGAACAUGGCACACGAUGAGCAGGCGUUCUGCCGGCUGCUUCGCAUCGGACAAGACCGUGAUGUGGAAGUUCUCAGGAUAAUUGCUACCGGUACGCUCGAUGGUCAAGAUUCCAUCGACAAACAAAUGCACGACAUGCAGAAAUUCAAGAUGACUGAAAUUUUCGAAGUCAUGGGCGCGGCUGCAUUUCAGAACACGGGUGCGGCCAAGAGCUUUCUUCAGAAUAUGGGGCACAUCAUCCAUGACAGAAUGGGCCGUAUUAAACUCGUCCGACGCGAUCGCAGAUUGCACCGGAGAGCUAAGAGACGGACAAUGGACAAUUUGAAUGAAGGAGAUGCAGAAGACUGA